CAAGUGUUGAACGUUCGAUCGGUUGCUGAUCGGUCUGUUGGUCGAUCGACAGAUCGAUCGUAGCUAACGAAUUUGGGCAUGCGCGCGCGGCUUUCUUUACUUACCGGUAGUGCACGAAAAUAAUGAUAAUCAAAGUCCAUAUUAAUUUCAAGUGUUUUAACGACACACUUUCAUUACUCACACUUCUUAGUCGGUCCAUAGUCAUAGAAUGGUGAAAUACGAAAAACGAAAACUGCUGCCCGAUUUUGUGCGUUUCGCGGUUGUACGUGCGUGCAAAGUCGUUCAAAUUGAAAUUAAUUAAAAGUAAAAUAUAAAUAUAAAUAUAAAAUUAUGCAAACCACUGCGUGAUCGCGUGUAAUGGUGUAUACGCGGCAAAAGUUUCGUGAAAAAGAAACAAAACAAAGCAAAAAAAAGCAACAACUGCUAAAGCACGCGCCUCAUAUUCGCCCUAAAUCAGGUCCAGCCAAGAGACACGUUGGGCGCUGUGUGGCGCUGAGGCGUUCAUUUAUUUAUCCAUCGUACUGAAAACAAACGAAUAAUUAACUACAUUUGCGUGAUUAAAAUGCCGCACACAAAAUAAUCAUUGUGUGCUUGAAAUAAGUAAAAACACAAACAAAACCAUUUAAAAAAAAACAAUAAACGGAAAAUCAAAUGCCUAUGUGCUGGCUGGUGCUGCUGCUGAAUACUUUUCGCGAGCAAUAAUAAUAAUAAUAAUGUUUGCCAACGCCAGCCAUUACGAGCGCGCCCAACUAUUGGAGCGUGAGAUGCGUGACCCGCACAGUAUUUGCAAUAUCGACUGCCUUCUGGACACAGUGACUGCAUUAGUUAAUGAUUGUGAUCAUGAAUCAUUGAAGCGUCUAAAGAAUAUCGAACAGUAUGCCACCAAAUAUAAACCGGUGACGAAACAGAUUUGCCAGCUGCGCAUGAAUGUCGAUGAUUUUGAUUUUAUCAAACUGAUCGGCGCCGGUGCUUUUGGUGAGGUGCAACUGGUACGGCACAAGUCUUCGCGACAAGUAUAUGCCAUGAAGCGGCUUUCCAAAUUUGAAAUGAUGAAGCGACCCGAUUCCGCUUUCUUCUGGGAGGAACGUCACAUUAUGGCGCAUGCCAACUCAGACUGGAUAGUGCAGCUACAUUUCGCAUUUCAGGAUGCCAAAUAUUUGUACAUGGUGAUGGAUUAUAUGCCUGGUGGGGAUAUUGUCUCGCUCAUGUCCAUGUACGAGAUACCGGAGAAAUGGGCUAUCUUCUAUACAAUGGAGGUUGUACUCGCUCUGGACACAAUACACAACAUGGGGUUUGUGCAUCGCGAUGUGAAACCCGAUAAUAUGUUGCUGGAUCGGCAUGGUCACUUGAAAUUGGCUGAUUUUGGCACCUGUAUGCGAAUGGGCCCCAAUGGCUUGGUGGUGUCGAGCAAUGCUGUCGGCACACCGGAUUAUAUUAGUCCCGAAGUUUUGCAGUCGCAGGGUGUGGACAACGAGUACGGUCGUGAGUGUGAUUGGUGGUCAGUUGGCAUCUUUUUGUAUGAAAUGCUUGUGGGCGAUACCCCAUUCUACGCCGACUCACUCGUGGGCACUUACGGCAAAAUUAUGGAUCACAAGAAUUCGUUGAGCUUCCCCGCCGAGGUGGAGAUAAGUGAGAGUGCCAAAUCAUUGAUGCGUGCCUUUCUCACCGAUCGCACUCAGCGUUUAGGUCGUCAUGGCAUCGAUGAAAUUAAAGCGCAUCCGUUUUUCUCAAAUGACACAUGGACGUUUGACAAUAUACGAGAUAGCGUGCCACCGGUUGUGCCGGAGUUGUCGUCGGAUGAUGAUACACGCAAUUUCGAGGAUAUUGAGCGCGAUGAGUCGCCGGAGGAGGUGUUUCCCGUACCGAAAUCGUUCGAUGGCAAUCAUUUGCCAUUCAUUGGAUUUACGUAUACGGGCGACUACCAGUUACUCAGCAACGAUACUGUUGACGCAGAGGCAAAGGAGUCGGCAAAUGCAAUGGCAAAUCACAGUCAUCGCCACCGCCCAUCCAAUUCAAACGAAAUUAAACGUCUGGAAGCUUUGCUCGAACGUGAAAGAAAUCAUUCCGAAACGCUGGAGAAACAAGAUAAAGCUUUGCGUCAGCAAAUCGAACUGAUCACGAAACGUGAAGCUGAACUGCAACGUAUCGCCUCAGAGUACGAAAAGGACUUGGCUUUGCGGCAGCACAAUUAUAAAGUGGCCAUGCAAAAAGUCGAGCAGGAGAUUGAGCAACGCAAAAAGACUGAAGCACUGCUCGCCGAAACCCAGCGUAAUCUGGAUAACGAGCAAAAGAUACGUACGCGUGAAAUGAACAAUAAUCAGCAUCACAAUGAGAAGAUUGUAACGCUGGAGAAGCAGCUGAAGGAAAUGGAGGAUAACUUCAAGAAUGAGAAUGAGCAUGUGCAAAAGCUCAAGAAACAAGUUGCCGAAUUGGGUUUGAUACAGCAAGAGCUGGAGGGUAAAUUAGCGCAGUUACAGGCAUUGAUUGCCACGCUACAGUCGCAAAAGGACGCUUUGCAGCAAGAAGUAGCCGAAACACAAGCAUUGCUGGCCCAAGAGAAAAAUGCGCGCUCGCAAUUGAAAGAGCUGGUAAAGGAGUCUGAGAAUAAAUUACAAACUAUGUCGAAUGAUUUGGAGCGCAUGGCGCAGCGGGAGCAGCAGUCGCAUGAGGAUAAUCGUGUGCUGACAGAAAAGAUCUCCGAUUUAGAAAAGGCGAAUGCUAGUCUAGACUUUGAAUUUAAAGCCAUGCAGGGACGAUAUCAGCAGGAAGUGAAAGCACAUCAAGAAACUGAGAAGUCGCGCAUGCUUAGCCGUGAAGAGGCGAAUCUACAAGAGGUAAAAGCUCUGCAGACCAAGUUGAACGAAGAGAAAUCGGCACGUAUCAAGGCCGAUCAAAACUCGCAAGAAAAAGAACGCCAAUUAAGUAUGUUGUCGGUGGACUAUCGCCAAAUACAGCAGCGCCUACAAAAGCUUGAAGGAGAAUGUCGCCAAGAAUCUGAGAAAGUAAUGGCACUGCAGUCCCAGAUCGAGCAGGAACACAGCAAAAAGAAUUCCUUGUUAUCCGAGUUAAGCUUACAAAGUUCAGAAGUUGCACAUCUGAAAUCGCGUGAAAAUCAGCUGCAAAAGGAGGUCAGCUCUUUGCGUGAGACGAAGCGCAAAUUCGAAGAAGAGAUUGCUCAAAUCAAAAACACCUUAAAUAAGGAAAUUCUCAUGAAGCGCGAAUAUCAAGAUCAAUUGGAAGCCGAACAGUAUUUCUCACGCCUCUAUAAAACACAGGCAAACGAGCAUCGCGAAGAGAUAUCGGAGCGUUGCCGUGAAAUACAAGACCUGAAGGAGGAACGCACCUCGUUGAAGCAUCAGGUACAAGUGGCAGUGGCGCGCGCAGACUCCGAAGCGUUGGCGCGUUCAAUAGCCGAAGAAACGGUAGCUGAUCUAGAGAAAGAGAAGACAAUCAAGGAAUUCGAGUUGAAGGACUUCAUGACGAAGUAUCGCAACGAGCUAGCAGCGAAGGAAUCGGCACUUGCAGCCGCCAAGGAAACUGAAACGGAAUAUGUGAAAAAGUUGAAUCAAAAGAAUGCCGAAGCCGACGAACUGUUGCAGCAACAUAAGAAACUUCAGGAUGAAAUGUCGCAAUUGAGGGCUACAAAGGACGAAGAGCUCGCAAAGCUAAAGGAGAAACUACAAACCGAAAUGCUGCUGAAGCAGGUCGCAGUAAACAAACUGACGGAGGUGAUGAAUCGACGAGACACGGACCUCCAAAAACAAAAAGGCAAAGCGCGCUCAUCCGCCGAACUGCGUAAAAAGGAGAAGGAAAUGCGACGGCUACAACAAGAGCUCUCGCAAGAGCGUGAAAAGUACAAUCAGCUAUCGCUCAAACUUCAGGAUGUACAAAGUCAAAUCAUCGAAGAUAGCCAUAUCAAGCAAAAGCUCCAAAUGGAAAUCGACUGCAAAGCCACAGAAAUCGAACAAUUGCAGUCGAAGCUUAAUGAAACCGCCUCGUUAUCAUCAGCCGACAACGAUCCUGAGGAUACUCAGGUACUUGAUUCGGUAUUUGAGGGUUGGUUAAGUGUGCCAAAUAAGCAGAAUAUACGCCGUCACGGUUGGAAGCGACAAUAUGUGAUUGUGUCAUCGCGCAAAAUAAUUUUUUACAAUACCGAAAUCGACAAACAGAAUACAAUCGAUCCUGUGCUUAUAUUAGAUUUAAGCAAAGUAUUUCAUGUGCGUUCCGUAACGCAAGGUGAUGUGAUACGCGCCGACGCCAAAGAGAUACCACGUAUCUUCCAGCUGUUGUAUGCUGGCGAGGGUGAAGCGCGCCGACCGGACGAACAAAAUCAAUUGGAUAUUAGUCAGUUGUUGGCGGAUGAACGGCCUAGUACUAUCAUGUAUAAAGGUCAUGAAUUCGUGCAUAUAACGUAUCAUAUGCCAACUGCUUGCGAGGUCUGUCCGAAACCAUUGUGGCACAUGUUCAAGCCGCCAGCGGCGUAUGAAUGCAAGCGUUGCCGCAAUAAAAUUCAUAAGGAGCAUGUAGACAAUAACGACCCGUUGGUGCCGUGCAAGCUGCAUCACGACCCGCAUACUGCCAAAGAAAUGCUGCUGCUGGCCGGCACACCCGACGAGCAGCAUCUGUGGGUGACGCGCCUCUCCAAGCGCAUACAGAAGUUCGGCUACAAAGCAAACUCUUCAUCGAACAAUAACAGUGGCGGCGGUGACGGCAGCAAAAUAUCACCAAGCCAAUCGACUCGUUCUGCUUACAAGCCAUACGCAGUUAACGUACAAAGAUCAGCUACGCUACCAGCUAAUUCAUCAUUGAAACAGUGAUCCGCACGAAAACGCAAGAAAAAAGAAGACAAAUAUACAUACACAUAUUUACUAUAUAUUAAAAUAAAGAUUAAUUAUCAGCAAAAUCGUGUUACGUGGAGAAAUGCGUGCGCGCACAUACUGAUAUAUGCAAAUUAAAGAAAAAAUAAAAUAAUAAAAUAAAAAAUAAAAAAGUAAAAAUAAAAGCAAUAUAAAAAAAAAAUAAAAAUAAAAAUGAAUGAAUGAGUGAACGAACGUAUCAUUAACAAAAUGUUUGCAUAUCUCGAUAUAUAUACACAUAUAUAUAUAUUAGUUAUCACUAGUUUAAAACACACACAGGAACACACGCUCAUUUACUGAUAAUUUCAUUGGUAAUAUGCUGUUAUAUGUUUGCUGUUAUCGAAAUGCGUAUUGUGUAUAUAGAAAGAAGGAGAAGGAGAAGAAGAAGAAGCAGGAAAAACUAUUCCAACUGCGCGCUGUUACAUACAUACAUAUAUCUCUUCAUAUCAAUUUAAUUUAAUUUUGUUACUGCUAAUGUCUUGAGACAAAGUACUUGUUUGUUUAGCGCGUCAUAUCACCUUUUCCGCCAAAUUACCAUUACAUUCUUCCUGUAUGCUAACUUUAUAUACAUAUGAAGAACGAAAACGAAGUAUAUAUACACAUAUGUCAGUGUUUAUGUAAGCUUAAUUUUUACACAUUUAUUAUUAUUACUACUUUAUUGAACUAAUAUUUCGUAACUAAAUACAUAAAUGAAAUUAGAUUUUAAGUAAUCCGCUUUUGUAACUAAAACGUUUAGAGACGACUAUAGCUGUGAGAGCGUAUGCUAAAAAGGUAUGAAAAAUAUUUAGAAAAAAAUGUGAAGAUUAUAUGAAAACAAUUGCCCACUAUCGCAUACAAAUAAAAAUAAAAAACCAAUAACUUUUACAAA
This is a messenger RNA of Anastrepha obliqua, 5724 nucleotides long. Its product is annotated as rho-associated protein kinase 1. Gene Ontology annotation, molecular function: Rho-dependent protein serine/threonine kinase activity; small GTPase binding; ATP binding. Bases 714 to 4817 code for a protein of 1367 amino acids. Gene Ontology annotation, cellular component: cytoplasm; cytoskeleton. The transcript is spliced from 12 exons. The record is from RefSeq and is a predicted model, not a curated record. Gene Ontology annotation, biological process: regulation of cell junction assembly; cortical actin cytoskeleton organization; embryonic morphogenesis. Lineage: Eukaryota; Metazoa; Arthropoda; Insecta; Diptera; Tephritidae.